UAAACAUGAAUGAGCGUCCAAGAUACAAAGGGAAAAUAAUGACAGAAAAGCAGUAUAAAAGGCGUAUGAAACAAAUAGAAAGUGGAUUAAUGAGAAAAAAGGAAAAAGUGCAAACCAAGAAUCAAUGUGAUGACGACCAACAAGCUGAGUGCAUGAUAGAAGGACGCCGCAUUAUAGAUUUGAAGGUUAUGGCGCAACAUCUUUACUGUUCAUUUUGUACGGAGAUUCUUUCUCUUGAAGACAUAGAGAAAGAAGCAAAGAAAGGAUUGGCUUCAGAUUUUACGGUUAGAUGCAGAAAAUGUCUUGCAACAAGUAUUGUUCCUACAAGCAAAGUGCAUCUAGGACCUAAUGGACAGCUUUUAUACGAUAAUAAUACGAAAGCUGCUCUUAGUGCAAUACACAAUGGAAAUGGACAUACAACUCUAAAAAAAUUCUGUGGCUCGAUGAAUAUGCCAUGCAUGACUGCAAAAACUUAUAAAUCUUACGAAAGAGAAAUUGGACCUGUCAUUGAGAGCGUAGCCAAGGAAAGUUGUCUAGAAGCUUGUAAAGAAGAAAAACGUUUAACGAAGAGUCAAUUAGACAUUCUACAAAAGCGUUUGUAAGUUUAUUUGGAUCAAUGAGAAUUUAAAAUCAUAAGAAUGAAUUCUAAUCUUUGAUUUUUACACGCUGAAAUUGUACAUUUUUUUAAAUUUUGAUUAAUUAUUAACGAACAAUGAUGAGUCAAUUAGACAUACUACAAAAGCGUUCGAAAGUUUAUUUGGAUCAGUGAGAAUAUAAAAUCAUAAGAAUGGAUUCUAAUCCUUAAUUUUUACACGAUGAAAUUGUACAUUUCUUAACUUUGAUUAAUUAUUUAUUUUUGGUAAGGAGAUUGAUUUUUUUUGUAGUCCCAGUUGUGAAAUUACGUAACUUUCAAGCUGUUUAUCAAAAUCUUAUUUACUAAUUUUGUGUAUAUUACAUAUUUAAACUUUUAUUUUCUAAUUCAUUAUUUAUAAAGAAAAUAUUGAAAGUAUGAAUUGGCUUCAAUGAAAUUUAUUUUAGUUUGGUUAUUUUAGAAAUUCAGUUAUACUAACAGUUUUUGCUCAAUUUUAUGGAAAUAGAACCUUAAUUAAUAAUGAGAUAUUUCUAAUAAAUAAAACAGAUGUUGAA
Molecule: messenger RNA, 1146 nt
Organism: Nasonia vitripennis (jewel wasp)
Lineage: Eukaryota; Metazoa; Arthropoda; Insecta; Hymenoptera; Pteromalidae
Exons: 2
Coding region: 6-602 (198 amino acids)
Source: RefSeq, a predicted model, not a curated record